This is a messenger RNA of Micropterus dolomieu (smallmouth bass), 10660 nucleotides long. RefSeq names its product A-kinase anchor protein 13 (gene akap13a). Gene Ontology annotation, biological process: positive regulation of canonical NF-kappaB signal transduction; adrenergic receptor signaling pathway; regulation of Rho protein signal transduction. The coding region runs from base 364 to 7641 and encodes 2425 amino acids. Lineage: Eukaryota; Metazoa; Chordata; Actinopteri; Centrarchiformes; Centrarchidae. Gene Ontology annotation, cellular component: plasma membrane; actin cytoskeleton. Gene Ontology annotation, molecular function: MAP kinase scaffold activity; guanyl-nucleotide exchange factor activity. The record is from RefSeq and is a predicted model, not a curated record. The transcript has 39 exons.
CGGCCUACCUCAUGAGUCUGAAAAUAUUCCAGAUAGAGGAAUAUAGGAAUAUAGAGGAUAGGACAGAGACUGAACUCCUAAAAGAAAGUCAAUGCAAAUAGGGCUUAUAAUAGCCCUCCUACAGACUCCUCCUCCACCCCGAGUUGUCCUGGGAAACACUAACAACUGUAAAGUUCAGUCAGCCCUCCUGCUUCUGAACGGGGACGCUUUGGUGGAAGACCCACGCCGCCGUUCAUCCAUUUCUAUAGUUCAAACUUUUUUAAAAAGCCCCAAACACUUAGUCCAUCCACAGGGAGGAUUAUUAUGCGUCCAAAAACUGCCGCUUCUUCACACUGAGCUUCAUCUGCUUGAGAGUCCAGGGACAUGAAACUCAAUCCACAGCAAGCUCCAUUAUAUGGGCAGUGUGUUAUCACGGUGCAGCUCGCUGAUGAAGAGCUGGCUACGGAUGAGGGUGUGGACUACUUCCUGCUGUUUGCUGGCAGCACACAGAGGCACCUGACCAGCACCCUAAGGAGCAGUCAUGACACCUUGCAGGCAAUGUGUCCUGCUCAUGACUGUUGCGAGGUGGUGUUGGUCACCUUGUGUUCAGUAAGCCGAGGUGUCCCCGAAGUCCCUGAGGACCUAAAGCCCUGUCUGGGUGCCGUGGCUCCACUGGCUGAGCAUCGAUUCAGCUUUGUCCAGGAUUUGGCUUUUGACAUGGCCCAGUUCCUGGUGAGCACGGCGGGCCGAGCUGAUGGCCUCGAUGGGGCGCUGCUGCUGGAUGAGUGCCAGAUUCCCCUGCAGGAGUGUGAACGUCUGGAUGAGAGCCUUGCGUUGGCCCUCCACCACCUCGUGCUGCCUCCAGGUUGGAGCUUACUGGGGAACAAACUAACCAACAGCAAUGACCUGAAUCCUCAGGAGACUCUGCUGCAUUUCUCAGCACGGCGAGGUCUUGUUCGGGUUACGCACUUCUGGCUGCAGCAGCCUGGAGCAAGAGAAGCCCUGCGAUUGGCCAACAGACAAGGUCACACCCCCUCCGCCAUUGCAACCCUGCGAGGACACGAAUGCCUCCACGAGCUCCUCACAAAGGCUGAGACGGACGCAGAGCCCGACAAAGGGACUGAGACUCCCCAGCUGGCCUCUUCAGAGGCCCGGGUAGUGUGCCACCUCCCCAGGCUGAACACACACACUCUGACACUGAGCGUCCACCCCGGCCACGACCCUCCGACCCUUCAGAGGAGCGUGGAACAGCUGCUGCACUUGAUAUGCCAUCUCCAUGCCAAGGGAGUUUCUGUACUGGCGCUGCAGUUUGAUUCUCUGCACACAUCUGCUGAAUGUUGUGAUGGUGUAGAAACAGAGAUAACCUGUCUGGAGCGACUACAGCAGCCAGCUACAGCAUUUGAGUGCCUGGAUACAGCAACAGGAGGGAGCUGGGUAGAAAACUGCUCAGUGGAAAGCAGCAGUAGUGUUGAUUGUGGAUAUGAUGAGACUGGGAAUACAGAGAAAGGCUGGAGUUUAUCUGUGAGUACUCCAACAUCCAAAGUACGUUCACCGGAGCAUACCCUUGGACCCCCAGAGGACCGGGUGUGUCUCAGUUCAAACACUGGGAGAGAUUACUGGCAAGCGGAGGAGGAGGGAAGGGAGAAGCCUGUUGUUUCCACCCGGAGUUUGAGUUUGUGUGACAGGAGCGAAGGAGCACAGAGUGAGGCCGAAGGGGAAAGCCUCACUGUGGGAAUCCUACCACAAGCAGGCUGUGGUAAACAGGCAGAGGAAACUGAUAGAGGAGAGGCUGUGAUCUGGGAAGGACAGGAGGCCACAGGGGGAGAGGAAAGAUCAGAGCAGGAAGCAGAGGACAGCACGGCCAGAAGGAGAGAAGAGGAAACAAACUCUGAGUCAACAGAUCUAAGAACGCCCUCUGGAGACACGAAAGCGUCAGUCAUGGGCCAGUCCGUAUCGUCAGAAGGCUUGGAGCCAUUUGACACCUCUGAUUCUGAAAUGAAGGAAGGAGAGAAUGUGUGGAAAGAAGAGAUGAAACUUAGCCAGGAGCUCUGUGACGGACUCUCUUUAGAAGGGGAGAAGGCGGCAAGUGAAGGGUUAACAGACCCUGUAUCAACCCUACGGGACCUCCCCAACCCAUUGCUGAUAGACUGCGGUGAUGUAAUCAAGGAGCCUGAAUCUGCUGUUCCACAUCUCCUGAUAGAAGGCCUCCAUGAGGGGGAGCCUCCACCAGACAUAAACAACCUGGAACAAAACCAGGAAACAGCUGGUAGGGAUUACUCUACAGAGCAGCAGUGGGGCUUGGCGCCAGAAACUGGUCAUCAUUCUGGGAAUUGUACAGGAACAGCGAGCGGUGAAGACGUAGCUGAACCUUCUGGAUACAGUAUUGAAAGUACCAGUUUGCCAAUGGAUGAACCUGACAAUACAGCUGAUUGUCAAACUGCUGGAAACUCCAUGGAAGACAUACGGACUGAUCCGUCACCUGAGCCAUCACCUGAAUUGACGACCUGCUCGAACAAUAGACAAGAUGAUCUUGAUUCAGGGUUGAGUCGUGCCCUCUCCAGUGAUGAUGAUGGCAGUUUCCGAUCAGUCGGAAGCUCCACAACAGAAAUAUUCCACCUCACUCAGGAUAAUCCUAGUAUGGAGGAUCACGACUUGCUUCAAACCAAAAUCCUCAAGAUGGAGGAACCAAAUGAUUCAAAGCCUGGUGAAAGCGAUAAACACUCACUAACCGUGGACACAGGGCUCCCCUUGGAGCCGGUCACUGUCAGUGCACUGACAAUGCCAGAUUGCAGCCAGACUGGCACUGAGCCUGAGUCGCAACUGUCACCCAGCCUCCAGACAAUGGAAGCUUUGAACCCUGAGGGGACAGGAGAGAAACUCAGCCCAGAGCUUUCCAAAGAGGAUCUGUCAUUAGGUCCAGCGUUGUCCGAGAGCGGGGACGCUACAGCGGUGAAGGUCGAUGAAAGUGAAACUGGAGAGGCCAAUGAUUCUGAACUGAAUGCAGGGAUUGAGCAAUUGGCAUCAGAGGUCACCAGUAAGGUUUUGUUUGAACCCAGUCCUUCUGCUGCAAAAGAAAGUGAAGUGACUGGCCCAGUUGAAGGAGAAUAUCAGUCAACAGAGACCAGUGAUACAUCUGCAGUGGUCUCAGCUGAAAAGAGUGGCGAUGUGCAGUUGGUGCCACAGCAACCCAAACAGGAUAAUUCAGAGAUGACAGCAGCUGAGAAGUCACCUGAUGAGGGAUUAAGGCACUCAGAAAAUCAGAUCAAUGUAUCGUCAUCACAGAGGGUCACUCCACUUUCAGAUAGUGCAGAUGUCAAUGCCUUGGAAGUAGAACCACCUUCCCCAAACAAUCACUCUUCCAGUGAACCUCAUGUUGAGAACGAGAUUACUCUUGACGCAGAUGAUGGAGCCUCACAAAGCCACAACAGUGCAAUUCAAGAGGUGGAUGUCAUCAUGUCUGAAGAAACUGUAAUUGAUGCAGGGGGAGAAGAAAAUGGCUCAGCAGAGGAAACAGACUUCUCCACGAUUCACCGAGACACAGCGGCGUCGUUCCAUCAGCCCUGCAACACUCAGCACUCAGGAUCCUCACACUCGCCAGCAUCUCCCAGUUUGCCCAGUAGAACCAGCAGUGCCAACAGCUAUCCUUCCACAGCUCACAGAGACUCUGGCAGCGACAUAGAAAGCUUCCUAAACGCAGAGCCUGGAUAUGACAACGUCUUCAGAAAGAAUGAGGAACCAGUAACGGGAGGAGACAGUGCAAGCGAGGUUUCCGUGUCCUGUUCCUCCACAGACGACACCGCCAGUGUCGGUCCAUCCAGCUCCAGUCCCGAGGGCAGCCAGGGCCUGGAAUGCAGCUGGAGCCCAGAGGAGGGCGUCAAGACCGGGACUACUGCCACUGUAGGACUGGAAAGUGGUGGAGCAGGAGGAUGCGCAGGAGAAGCUGAAGAAGAGGCUAAAGACAGAGUAACAGAGGUGCCGCGGCGCUCCUGUCUCCUCCGGAACAGCAUCCGCUCCCUGUCACCUCUUCGCCGCCACAGCUGGGGUCCUGGAAAAAACAACGGGGGUGACGCAGAGAUGAACCAGAGGAGUUCCAUCCGUAGCCCUGGUGAGGGGAAGCGGACCUUUCACAGGAGAAGCUACAGCCUAGAGGGGCUCAGUGGGGGUCAGGAAGAGCUGAGGGGCCCCACCGCCCAGGGGCCCCAAAUCCUGGAGCCUUCAAGGAUGCCCCGACAUGACAGCGAUGACAGGGGCUCUCUGGUUUCUCUGACAGAGGAGCAGGAGGAGCUUGGGGAGCAUGGGAGACUACAUGACCUGAAAUCAAGGCGGUAUAGGCCUCUGCGAAACAGCUGUCCUCCCAUGACACUGCCCCUCACCAAGUCUGUAUCCAUGCUCGCCAUCAGCCAGAGAGACAUUGAUGGUAUGAGGUCGUUUUCCAGCGCCUCUGGAUCACUAGCAUACAGCAUAUCAGAGGAGGAGCCUGGCCCUCUGCGGAGCGACACUGAGGGAAAGAGCGUGACGAAAGUCAGCCGGACCUUCAGCUACCUCAAGAACAAGAUGUACAAAAAGACCAGGGAAAAGGAACGAGAGAAAAGGGAUAAAGAGAAGGAUGGCAAGGAGAAGGACAAGAAGGUGGUUAACGGUCAUGUAUUCACACCAGUCAGCCUCGGCCAGGCAGCCCAGUGCUCCCAGUGCAAUAAGACUUUCAACAACAAGGAGGCUUUCCAUUGCACACACUGUAAUGCUUCCGUCCACAAGGGCUGCAGGGACAGCCUGCCUCUUUGUGCUAAGGUGAACAUAAAGCAGCUUGCAGUACCAGAUGCAAGCUCCAUUCCUACAGUCACGAUGAGGAACAAAUCUGGUGGGACAAGGGAGCGCCCCUGGUCAGCCAUCUUGUCCCCUGAAGACCAUUCUUCCCUGAUGAUCCCAUCAUCACGGAGACACACCAGCAUCAUGCCUUUCCAUGGCAACAAUCUCUCGAAGAGUCUCUCCAUCAGCAACAUCGCUGGUCCGGUGUUUGACGAGAUACCCAUUAAAGGCCUGCGGUAUCUCUCCCAGUCUACUGACUCCCUCAACAGAACCAACCAGGUCACAGAGUCCAUGGAAUCACUUACUGAUGAAGGGACAGAGAUGAUGGACGGGCAGCUGAUGGGGGAGUUUGAGGCAGAGUCCAAGGACCUGGAAGCUGACUCGUGGAGCUUAGGUGUGGAGCAGCAGUACCUGCAGCAGCUGGACAAAGAGCUGGUGAAGAGGCAGGACGUCAUUUAUGAGUUGAUGCAGACUGAGAUGCAUCACAUCCGGACGUUGCGCAUCAUGUCAGAAGUCUACAGCAAGGGCCUGCAGAAGGAGGUGCAGCUGGAGCUACAGACGGUGGAGAAACUGUUUCCCGUUCUAGAUGACCUCUUGGAGCUCCACACGCAGCACAUCCUCCGCCUCCUGGAGAGGAAGAGGGAGAGCCAGUUGGAAGGGGGGAGCUUUGAGGGAGGCUUUAUCAUCAACAGGAUAGGAGACAUCCUGGUCAGCCAGUUCUCAGGAUACAACGGUGAAAGUAUGAAGAGGAUAUACGGAAAAUUCUGCAGCCGCCACAAUGAAGCCGUAAAUUUCUACAAGGACCUCCUGACCAGAGACAAACGCUUUAAGGCCUUUAUGAAAAAAAAGAUGAGUAGCAGCAUUGUGCGGAGGCUUGGUAUCCCAGAAUGCAUCUUGCUGGUGACCCAGAGGAUAACAAAGUACCCGGUGCUGAUUCAGAGAAUGCUGCAACACACUAAAGAAAGCGAGGAAGACUAUGAGGACCUGACGGAGGCUGUUCGGCUGGUGAAGGAGGUGAUCGCUGCGGUUGAUAGCAAGGUGAACGAGCACGAGAAAAGACGCCGUCUUAAGGAUUUUCAUAGCCGCAUGGACAGCAAGUCCAUCAUGAUGCUGAAGAAUGGUCAGAUUUUCGCCAGGGAGGAUCUUCUGAGGAGGAGGCUUAUCCAUGACGGAGUGCUGCAGCUGAAGAACAGCCAGGGAAGGCUAAAGGACAUCCAUGCUCUGCUACUAUCAGAUGUCUUCGUUUUCCUCCAAGAGAAAGACCAGAAAUAUGUCUUCGCCAUGUUGGACCAGCGCUCCACAGUCAUCUCCCUUCAGAAACUGAUUGUGAGGGAGGUCGCCAAUGAAGAGCGCGGCCUCUUCCUCAUCACUGCAGGCAUCGAGAAGCCAGAGAUGAUGGAAGUAUUGGCCAGCUCGAAGGAUGAACGCAACACCUGGAUGCAGCUCAUCCAGGAAGCCAUGCAGUCCAUGGAGAAGGAUGAGGAUGAAGGGAUUCCCAGUGAGACGGAAGAUGACAAGAGACAACUGGAGACUAAAGCCAAGGAAAUGAGAGAUCUGUUGAGGCAGAAGGAUACAGAGAUCAUGUCUCUGCUGGAGGAGAAGGUGCAGCUCUUCAGGGGGAUGUGGGAGGGCUUGAACCCAGGUGAGGAGGUCUGCCGGCAGGGCGAGCCUUUCUUCAGGUCAACCUGCAGCUUGGAGCUGCCCAGGGGGGCAUCCAUCAUGAAGAAUGCCCUGCAGGAAGUGGAGACGUUACAGGCGCUGGUCAAUGGCAGCCUGGGUGGGGCGAUGGCCAGCAUCCAAGAUGGAGGAGGCGCAGGGCCGGUGUGUUUGCCCCGUCGAGCCGAGACCUUCGGAGGCUUCGACAGUCACCAGAUGCACAGCAGUAAGAGUGGAGACAGAGAUGAGAGCGAGGAUACAGCAGGAGAUCUGCGCAGGACGGAGUCUGACAGUGUUUUAAAGAAGGGAGGAAACGCCAACCCGCUGCUGCUGCUGAAGAGGAACAGUGAGCAGGUUCUCCACAGCGUCUCCAAUCUGCACCUCCUGCUCAGCACUCUGCAGGCGGUGGUGGUUCAGCAGGACAGUUUCAUAGAGGAUCAGCGGCAGGCCCUGAGCGAGCGCUCCUCCUCCUGCACGUCUUUAUCGCGGCCGUCCUCAAGGCCCAGCUCACUGAUUGAACAGGAGAAGCAGCGCAGCCUGGAGAAGCAGCGGCAGGAGCUGGCAUCCCUGCAGAGACAGCAGACAGCUCAUGCUGAGGAGAAGAGGAGAAGGGAAAAGGAGUGGGAGCUGAGGGAACAGCAGCUGACUGAAAGGGAGGUUCUGGUGAAUGUACAGCAGGAGGAGGAGGUCUUGAAGCAACACAAGGAGCUGGAGGAGGAGAAGCAGGAGCUUCAGAGUAAGAAGGAGGAGUACCAGAAAGACCUGGAGAGGCUGAGAGACGCCCAGAGGAAACUGGAGAGGGACAGGGAGGCCGUGCAGCGGCAUUUAGAAAAAAUGGAGGAGCUUCGUCUAGCUGAGAGGGCCUCCUCGGAUGAAUCCCAGUUCCCCGGCAGCUCCCAGUCUCUGGAGUUGGACCCACUGGAGCUCUCCUCCUCCCUGCCGAGGCUGCAGCCCCAGCGGUCUAAGCCCAAAGGAAAAGGCCUCAAUCCCUUUACCUCAUCCUCCAUUAACCCCACCCUCAAGGGUAGUGAAGCCAACAAACAGAUGUCAAAGAGCCUGCUGCAGUUAACCAAGAACAAGAACAAAGAGGGGAAAGAGAAGGAGAAGAAAAAGAAGAAGGGAAAAGGAGGGAGCGCACAGACAGCAGACCCUCAGCACCUCCCAGAGCCUCCCCUGGAUGGAGAGAUCUUCUUCUGCUGAGGGAAGCGGCUCUACUCCUCCUCUUCCUUGUCACCUUCAACACAUCACAGCCAUUCUGACGCCCAGAGGAAUGUGUUACUGUAAAGUAGUAAUACAUUCAUCUACAUAUGUAAUAGUGCAGUGUACUACCAGGCUUUUUGGUACCUUUUGAAAUCCCCUUGAAAAGACUUUUAGUUAAUUUUCCAUAUCAUAAUGUAGAGAAAUUAAAAAUAUACAUAUUAUUUGUAUUUUUAGGUAAGAUACCUCUGCUUUUAGUUUCUGGAAAGUAAAAUAUUUUAGGGAUUCUGUUAUGAUGUGCAACUAGGCAAAGACACUUGCAGUACACACAAAUAGGCGACAUGGAAUAGCUGUACAUUUUGGAGUAUUCUUUCUCCAAAAACCCUGUUUCCCUUUUCAAAGACACCAUGGUUACAUGACAGUGGAUUCAUUUCUUCAUUUUGAAGAAUCAUACAUUCGUGAUAAAGUAUCAAAUUGAAAGCAUUUCACAGUAGACUGCCUCACAAGCUCUGCCAAGUAUGUCAAAGGCUUCACUGCCUUUCUGUUUCCAUGUUUGUCAUGGUCCCAACUAGCCCCAUUUUCAACAGUUCGUCGUGGCUUCAAGUUCCACACCAACAGGCUGUCGUGUUAAUUUACAGAAGCCUUUUCCAUGUGACUGAUCAGACACAUACAAGGACGCAGACAUACCUGAACUCCAUUUGGAAACAGAUAUGAAUGUCGACAAGCAGUGGAAACUCCUCACUGCUAAUCAUCUUCAUCAGCAAUUAAUAGACUUAAACCACAUAGGAAAAUCUGCCUAAACUAAGUGUCCUACAAAAAUGUGUUAAUCAAAAAAAGGACAUUGUUUUCAGUGUUUGCUCCGGUGUUUCAUUCCAGUGUGCUACUGUAAGAUCCACAUUGAAGAAAACUGUAGCCUAACAUUCCUUUACUUACAAGUUGAAAAGCAGAUGUGAUCACGUCCAGUUAUUUUACUUCCAGUUUGAAAGCAAAAUGAAACUGGUGCAUAAUAUUUAGCAAUCCUCAAUAACGACUUUACAGCACCAGUCUUUGUCCUUGAUUUUUAUUUGAAUUAUGGAUCUCCAUUUUGGAUUGAAAGGCUUCUAUUUUCCCAGAAUCCUUGGAUGAUAUUAGCUUGAUCCUCACUUUAUCUGCCUGUCAGUGGGCUUUUAUGCAGCUCUCAUCUUUCAUCUGAGCGCUGACGAGGGCGGCUUUCCUUCGUUUUUUAAUUGCAUGUAGCUCUGCAGGUAGCAUACUAAUGGUUUCUGUGUCUUAACGAGUUAAACUUUGUCUUUCAUUCUCCCUCUUUCAGUUCCGAUAGACACGGUAACACAGCACAAGGCUGAUGGUUUUAGGAAAUGGAGGCUGUUAAAAACAAAGCAGCUGGUUAGAGAAAAUGAGAAAGGACAUAAUUAAAAACACCAAACAAUGUCAUGUGUCCUUGUUUGGAUGUUUAAUGACUAACAGUCUCUGAUCAUUUCAAAUUAAUCAACACUUAUCAGUGUUGUUAAGCACUUUGGUCCUAACAUUUUUGUUUUUUGUUGUCAGUGUGAGAUAUCAAUCAAGAAGAUCUUUGUAUUCUGUGGGAUUUUUUAAUCGAGGGCACCGAUGCUCGUAAAAAGCAACAAUGAUCCAAAGCGAGAUAAUGUGUUAAAUUACAUAAAAGAUGCUGCGGUUCCAUUUUGUUAGUGUUUAAAGUUAAAAAAGGGGCUCAUAAUAUGUAGUGUUUCCAAGGUGACCUGUCUUAAUUUUUAAGCCUGUGUUUUAGCCCCACGGAGCCCAGAUUGUGGGCCACAACUACCUGCUGGACAGGUAGGAAGUAGUAAGUAAAAAAGGACCCUUUUCCAGUGAAUUACAGAGCAGCGCCACUGAACUGCUUUCUUGCUGCCUCUUUUGUCUCGUCUUUAAGUGCUUGUUUGUUAACUUGCUGUCUGUGUUGAGGAUUUGACUUCAUGUCCAGGCUGGUUUAUUAUAGUGUGUCUUCUAAGAGGCUUACACGGCCAGCCAAUUAGUUGCUUCAUGUCUUUUGUUUAUGGCUUUGGUGUAAUCCUGUAAAAGAAACGGAGAGGAAUGGGCUUUUUUUCCCCUCUGUCACUUUAGGUGUGUUUUGACCACUAGGGAGCACUGCACCUAUGACUAAAUGAGUUCCCUCCCUCACACAACAACAACAACCAGAAAGUAUGAAACAUUGUUUUUUUUUUUUAAAUUUCUUUUUCUCCCUGCUGUGAGAAAUUGACAUAUUUUUCUCAGCAGGUCAUUGCCGUACAGAGAUAAUGUGAUGAGCGUGGGCUCUCACACAUUGACAUUUUCCCAACGGCAUUUGUAAUUGACUGCAGAAGCAAAUAAGUUGUCAGAGGUUGUAAUUGGUUAUUCAGUGAAACCAGUCAGCAGCAGCUUUAAUAUGGAAAAAAGGAAGGUCUAACUGUUGGAGGGAGAGGGACCACAAACCUCUCUCUGUGAGGGACAAUCAGCAGACACACGUCAGGAAAAUGAACUCCCUCCCCGAUGAUGAUAGGCCGGUCCACGAGACGAGUGCAUCCAUCAGGUGAAGCCUGCGCAGCCUUAAAUCUUAAUGAUAAAAUGCACUAGAGUAGAACCCAGCAUCUUCUCAGGAGAGAGAGGAGAGCUUUUAUACCUCUGCUUUGAAACGAAGGAUACGUUUGUACUAUAAAAGUGGUACAGAAUUGUUUCAUUCCCCACAAUGUAAAAAAGGGCAAAGACAAAUGUGUAAAUAUGAUUUAUGUAUAAAACAAAUCAAGUGUAAAAAAUGGUUUUGUUCAUGAUUUAUUGCAACAUUUUGUAAGAAUGUUUUAUUUAUGUUUUAUUCUCACCCUUGGGGUGAUGUAAAGUCAUAUUUCUCUCAUAAUUAAAAAAAAUUAUAAUGGAAAUUUGGACUGUUUACUUCUUUGACAAAAUAGUUACAUGCUCCAUGAACACUUUAUCUGCUGAUUUAUUUGUCUGGUAUAUGUUUAAUUAGUAUUCUAAUAACACACAUCCUCACAAUAAACAAUUAAAUGUGCCUAAA